AUCGGAGGCUGCUGCGGUCUGAAUGUCUUCUGUGUACGAGAGAACCGACUGACGAGGAUACCAUCAGAGCUGUCACAAGCCACAGAACUCCAUGUGUUCGAUGUAUCUGGCAAUAGGCUCACCCACUUACCAAUGUCACUGACCACGCUACGACUAAAAGCCUUGUGGUUGUCAGAAAACCAGUCGCAGCCUCUCCUCACCUUUCAGACCGACGAGGAUCCUGAAUCGGGCGAGAAGGUGCUCACCUGCGUGCUGCUGCCUCAACAGCCAUGUGAACCAGACAAUAAAGGUAAUGUUUUUAUCAAGGGGAGAUGCAGAUGUAAGACCAGUGGAGGUCAAACGAGUGAGGCUGAAGCUGAAGUUGGGGGCAGGGAAGAUUGUGUUGCUGCUCUGAUAAAACUUGCCCGCUUUGGAGCCCUGGAGAGCCUGGUGAAUGACAUGGCAGAUGACACAUGGAACAACAAAGCCAUGAACAGGACCAGUGCCAUUCACUUCCUGGAUGAUGAUGAUGAGGAGGAGGAUGACGAAAAGGGAACUCUACUUCGGCGGGCCACGCCUCAUCCCGGUGAGCUGAAAACGAUGAAGAAAGCAGCCGAGAACCUCCGCAAUGACCUGAACGCUGCCAAAGGCCUGGACUCCAACAAAAAUGAGGAGUGUAGAAAUCCUCAUACUAACCCGUCCCCCAAGACCAGUAGCCAAAACUGGGCCACCACAGGUUUCAGCUGGGUGGCAAACAAAGAGUGUCCACAGGGGGGACCUCAACCGUUCCCAGCCAGCAACCGCAUGUGUGGGUGCACCAGUGCAGAGAAGGCGGCAGAGGAAAUUGAGCAACCUAAGGAGGAUGGUGCCGGCCAGCUGUCAGAGAGUGACGCCUUCCCACGUCGGUUUCGCCAUCAGAGGGGUGAAACCCGAGAGGGCAGGAAAUUUCAGCAUCACAGAGCUUUUAAUACUGAGUCUGGUCUCCAUGGAGACCCUGUCCACAACAUAAAGAUCUCCUCCAUCACAGGGCAUCUGAAAUCUUCUUUGGUGACAGAGAAGACCCCUCCUCAGGAAUCACUCAUCUCUCAAGUGCCAUUAAGAUUACAGAUCAAAGUGUGUGGCCAGAGGAGUAGUCUGGGAAUCAGCAUUGCUGGUGGGAAAGGCUCUUUGCCUUACAAAGACCGUGAUGAAGGCAUUUUCAUUUCCCGAGUAACAAAAGGGGGGCCAUCAGAAAAGGCAGGGGUCCAUGUUGGAGAUAGAUUGCUGGAGGUCAACGGCCUCAGCAUGCAGGGGGCCACCCAUCACGAGGCGGUCAGCGCCCUCAGGAAUGCCGGGAGCUGCAUCAAGAUGAAAGUGCUCAGAGACAGGCUGCUGCAUCAAGAGGUGUGUGACCUGGACAAGCCUCAGGAUGCUCAGGUUGUGAAGGGACGACAGCUCUGCAGCCAGGACGGCGGAGGCCAGAGGAGCAAACAGUCCAAGAUGGAGAGCACAGAAGACUGUUUGUCCAAGAAGAUUGAGGCGGUUGUCUGCAACGGCAACGGCAUUUCUGAUUUGGAGAGCGACCUGAAUAGGACCUUAUCUGAACUGGAAGCAGAGGCAUUAACGAAAAAUGAUUCACUUCAAGUUGGCAAGCACACAAUGACAAUCCCACGGAUCAUCCUUACUCAUCCUUCUACCUCAGAUGAAGAUGUGGAGCUCUUGACACAGAACCCUGGCAGAGAGGCAAGACAUGACUUUGACAUUCCUGACAAACGUGAACACCCUGACUGUUUCGACAGUGCCUUCUACCCACCCUGACCACAGGAUGGGGGUGCAUGGUACAUGAAGGACACAGACUGUUAUUACCCUGAUCUUUGUUUUGUUUUUUUAGCUACUGAAGAAUUUUCAGUGAUGUUACUGUGGAGGAUUAGUGUAAAACAAAGCUGUUGGAAUGUGUUUUUUUUACUGUCACUGUAAAGCUUUUUCUGUGUCAGAUUCAACUGCUGCUAAUAGUAUUUGGUGAUAUUAAAGUCAUUUACAAGAAUGGGGAACUUACUGAUUUUAUUUUUGUUACUAAAACCAACAGAGUUUUGCCUUUAUAAUUACAGUGAACAGCAAAACAUGAACAGACUGUUCUCUAAUGUCCAAAUGAAAUAAUGUUAAAUACAGUCAAUUAAACACUGAAUGCUGCUGGCUACCUCUACUUCACAUCACUGUGCUGUAAGUUAUGGAUGUGCUGGUAAAUAGCGUACCUGCCUGUGACAUUGUGAGGCCCUCAAACUUUUUAUAGUCUGUACUGAGAUAAAAUACCACAUGGCUGAACAGAGUUCACAGCAGGGUGUCCAAGUCCUGCAGAGUCCUAAAACAGACUGAACUCUGCUUCACAUCCUCACACACCUGCUGUACAAGUCGAAGUCAGACUCGUGAGAUUAGACAUUCUUAGUAUACAUGAUAUGUUUCUGAAAAGAAACGCUGUCAGAUUAAAGUCUAGAAUGUACAAACUAUAGAUGUCAAUACCUGCCUUGUAUUAUUUUACAACUUUAUUACAAUACUACAAUAUUUUCACAGUAACAAGAGAUAAUUGUUAAGUGUUCAUUUUCUCAAUAAAGUGCAAAUAUAUUGUUCCAA
Messenger RNA from Lates calcarifer (barramundi perch), 2586 nucleotides. RefSeq names its product protein scribble homolog. The transcript is spliced from 12 exons. Gene Ontology annotation, molecular function: protein binding. Gene Ontology annotation, cellular component: adherens junction; postsynaptic density; postsynaptic membrane. Gene Ontology annotation, biological process: neurotransmitter receptor transport, endosome to postsynaptic membrane; neurotransmitter receptor transport postsynaptic membrane to endosome. The record is from RefSeq and is a predicted model, not a curated record. The annotation marks the transcript as partial. Lineage: Eukaryota; Metazoa; Chordata; Actinopteri; Centropomidae.